GAUUGGACCCCUUUCCUAUAGUCCUUGAUACUAUAAAAGACGACAGUUUCUUCUUCUCCUCAUCUCAAACUCAAUCAUCAUCCUCUUUUCUCUCAUUUGCUUUUGAAUUUCAAAACCAUCACAUAAUACUUUUGAAUCCAUCUCAAAAACUUUUUUAACUAUGGCGGACGAAACCAAGAACGUUACUGAGCAGGAGGUGCCAAAGGUAGCAACAGAGGAAUCAUCAUCGACAGAGGUUACUGAUCGUGGACUGUUCGAUUUCUUGGGAAAGAAGAAGGACGAAACUAAACCCGAAGAGACGACCAUCGACUCUGAGUUCGAGCAGAAGGUUCAUAUCUCUGAGCCAGCGCCAGAGGUUAUUAAAGUCGAGCACGAAGAGGAAGAGAAGAAGCCUAGUCUCCUUGAGAAGCUUCACAGAAGCGACAGUUCUUCUAGCUCUUCAAGCGAGGAAGUAGGUGAAGAUGGUGAGAAGAGGAAGAAGAAGAAGAAGGAUAAGAAGAAGACAACUACUGAAGUAGAGGUGAAAACAGAGGAGGAGAAGAAAGGGUUUAUGGAUAAACUGAAGGAGAAGCUUCCUGGACACGGUAAGAAGACAGAGGAUGCUUCAACCGUCGCUGCUGCUCCGGUGGUUACUCCUCAUCCGGUUGAGGAAGCACAUCCAGUGGAGAAGAAAGGGAUUCUUGAGAAGAUCAAGGAGAAGCUUCCAGGGUACCACCCCAAGACCACCGUAGAGGAAGAGAAGAAGGAUAAGGAAUAAGCAAAAAAAAAAGAUUAUGAUUAAAUAUUAUGAAUAAUGAUGGUUGAUUUGCUUUGUUUUUUUCUUUUUUCUUUUUCUAUUGUGAUGAUUGAUCAUCUUUUGCUUUUAUGAUGUUUAAGUUUGUUGGCUUUUUUGUUGAUUACAGUAUUCAUAUGUUUUCUCUUUCUCUUGUAUAUGGUUUAAAAAAAAAAACAAAAUUAUUUCAUGGUA
Molecule: messenger RNA, 967 nt
Organism: Camelina sativa (false flax)
Lineage: Eukaryota; Viridiplantae; Streptophyta; Magnoliopsida; Brassicales; Brassicaceae
Product: dehydrin ERD14
Biological process (GO): cold acclimation; response to abscisic acid; response to water deprivation
Cellular component (GO): cytosol; membrane
Source: RefSeq, a predicted model, not a curated record